GCUGGCUCAGCCUGAUGCUCUAGCUGCAGCUCUGUGCUGGGUCUGGGUGCGCUGUCGCCACCGCUGUAGUCGCUGUCUGGGUCUCUUCCGCAGCACCCUUGCGCCGAGGCUGCCUCCCGGGCUCAGGGCGCAGACACCAUGUACGGAUUCGUGAACCAUGCCCUGGAGCUGCUGGUGAUCCGAAAUUACGGUCCCGAGGUGUGGGAAGACAUCAAAAAAGAGGCACAGCUGGAUGAAGAAGGCCAGUUUCUUGUCAGAAUAAUAUAUGAUGAUUCCAAGACCUACGACUUGGUGGCUGCAGCAAGCAAAGUCCUCAACCUCAAUGCUGGCGAAAUUCUGCAGAUGUUUGGGAAGAUGUUUUUCGUCUUUUGUCAAGAGUCUGGCUAUGAUACCAUCUUGCGUGUCCUGGGAUCUAAUGUCAGGGAGUUUUUGCAGAACCUCGACGCCCUGCAUGACCACCUUGCUACCAUCUACCCGGGUAUGCGUGCACCUUCCUUCAGGUGCACCGAUGCAGAAAAAGGGAAAGGGCUCAUUUUGCACUACUACUCAGAAAGAGAGGGGCUUCAGGACAUUGUUAUUGGGAUUAUCAAGACGGUUGCACAACAGAUCCAUGGCACUGAGAUAGACAUGAAGGUUAUUCAGCAAAGAAAUGAAGAAUGUGACCACACUCAAUUUUUAAUCGAAGAGAAAGAGUCGAAAGAAGAGGAUUUUUAUGAAGACCUGGACAGGUUUGAAGAAAAUGGUACCCAGGAAUCACGCAUCAGCCCGUACACCUUCUGCAAAGCAUUUCCUUUCCACAUAAUAUUUGACCGGGACCUGGUGGUCACUCAGUGUGGCAAUGCCAUCUACAGAGUGCUCCCCCAGCUCCAGCCUGGGAAUUGCAGCCUUCUGUCUGUGUUUUCUCUGGUCCGCCCUCAUAUUGACAUCAGUUUCCAUGGGAUUCUUUCACACAUCAAUACAGUCUUUGUACUAAGAAGCAAGGAAGGAUUGCUGGAUGUUGAGAAACUUGAAUGUGAGGAUGAACUGACUGGGACAGAGAUUAGCUGCUUACGUCUCAAGGGCCAAAUGAUCUACUUACCAGAAGCGGAUAGCAUCCUCUUCCUCUGUUCACCAAGUGUGAUGAACCUGGAUGAUCUCACAAGACGAGGCCUGUACCUGAGUGACAUCCCUCUUCAUGAUGCCACUAGAGACCUGGUCCUUUUGGGAGAACAGUUUCGGGAAGAGUAUAAACUGACGCAAGAGCUGGAGAUCCUCACGGAUAGGCUGCAGCUCACCCUGAGAGCCCUGGAGGAUGAGAAGAAGAAGACAGACACGUUGCUGUAUUCAGUCCUCCCUCCAUCUGUUGCCAAUGAGCUGAGACACAAGCGCCCAGUGCCUGCCAAAAGAUACGACAAUGUGACCAUCCUCUUCAGUGGCAUUGUGGGCUUCAAUGCUUUCUGUAGCAAGCAUGCAUCUGGAGAAGGAGCCAUGAAGAUUGUCAAUCUACUCAAUGACCUCUACACCAGAUUUGACACACUGACUGAUUCACGGAAAAACCCAUUUGUUUAUAAGGUGGAGACAGUUGGUGAUAAGUAUAUGACAGUGAGUGGUUUACCAGAACCUUGUAUCCACCAUGCCCGGUCCAUUUGCCACCUUGCCUUGGACAUGAUGGAAAUCGCUGGCCAAGUUCAAGUAGAUGGUGAAUCUGUGCAGAUAACCAUCGGCAUCCACACCGGGGAAGUGGUGACGGGUGUCAUUGGACAGCGGAUGCCGCGGUAUUGUCUUUUCGGAAAUACUGUCAACCUCACAAGCAGAACAGAAACCACAGGAGAAAAGGGAAAGAUAAAUGUUUCUGAAUAUACAUACAGGUGUCUAAUGUCUCCAGAAAAUUCAGAUCCACAGUUCCAUCUGGAGCACAGAGGCCCAGUGUCCAUGAAGGGCAAGAAAGAGCCAAUGCAAGUUUGGUUCCUAUCCAGAAAAAACACAGGUGUAGAGGAAACAAACCAGGAAGAGAACUGAACCUCAGAUGGUGGGACAGAGAAAACUGUCAAGUUGGCUUCUGGUGGCAGCCUCAUAAGUGUCAAGCCCAGGAGCAUUUCUUCCCUGUGGAUACCGAUUUCUACUGCCCUUUUUAGUGACCCAAGGCUUUCUGCUAGUUACAAAUAUCUGACACUAUUCAUUAUCUGAUGUUAGCUCUGCUUGUGAUUAUUUUUAAGGUCUUUGUAUAGUUUCUAAAGUUUGGCUUUUGAUGUGGAUGAUUUGAACUCCAUGUUCAUUAAAUUCUGUUGCAAUCAUUACCUAAACUGGUGAUCUAGAAGUGGUAGACACCCACUAAGUAUUUGUUGAACUAGAUUAACUGAGACUUAAUAGUAUCUAGCCAUGUGUAUAUAUAUCAUGGCUCAGCAGGUUUGUUUUAUGCUCCACAUAUAUGUACAUGUAUAUUUUAAUGACUAUGACAUAAAACAAAGUUUCUAUCAUGUUGGUGCAUGUCAUCUAGAAACCAUUUUCUAAAGGAGUGAAUCUAAGUUUUAGGAAAAAUGCAAUUUAUUUCUAGACUUCUGAAGUAGGAAUUAAUAUGCUGUACUAAGAAGACAGUGACUAUUUUGAAAUAUGUUAAUUCCCUUCUGGAAAUAUAAUAUAUACCUUUUUAUUAUUGUAAGACUUGGUUGCUCAUUCAAAUCUCAUGCCAAUUACAGUUUACCUAGCAUCUGACAUGCCCUAAUUCAUAUUGCACUCCUUGUAAUGAGUUUCAGAAAUCACUGGUGGCUAUGAUGGGACUGCAUUGUUUCACACUGAAAGAUUACAUUUGCAACUGUUGGGGGUCAAACUAUAUAUAUCCAGAAAUAAAGCUGGGAAUACAUAGUCAGGAUACUGCUCUUAGAGCCAACUUUGGCCUAUCUCCACACCUGUGCUUCCUUGAUUAGUUUAGAAGAAUAUUAACUGACUGAGGACAUCAUAUUCAGAACAUUCAGAAUGCAUUUAAUAUGUUGGAAUAUUUGACCUAUCAUCCUUUAAAUGUCUCUGAUAAUUUAUUGAUAUCUAUCUUUAUAAAAUAUAGUGAAACUACUUUUGUGUAAAAAUGUUUGUCUUUAAAUUUAGUAUUUCAUAUCAGCACAUCAAUAUAUGUAUAAAUGUUACAUGUUAAUUGUGUAAAAAACUCUACAAUAAAUUAUUUUUUUCACUUGUC
Molecule: messenger RNA, 3166 nt
Organism: Onychomys torridus (southern grasshopper mouse)
Lineage: Eukaryota; Metazoa; Chordata; Mammalia; Rodentia; Cricetidae
Gene: Gucy1b1
Product: guanylate cyclase 1 soluble subunit beta 1
Exons: 14
Coding region: 139-1998 (619 amino acids)
Biological process (GO): cGMP biosynthetic process; response to oxygen levels
Cellular component (GO): guanylate cyclase complex, soluble
Molecular function (GO): guanylate cyclase activity; heme binding
Source: RefSeq, a predicted model, not a curated record